AUGAAACCUCGCCGGGAGACUCCGCGCCUCCGCCGCCGCCCGAGGCGGCGGCGAAGGCCUCCGCAGCCGCCGCGGCCACCCUUGUCCGCGCCUCCGCCGCCGCGCCUCCUGCUCGUCGGUCGUGUCGAGCUCCGCGUCGUCGGUCGUCGUCGUUCUCCUCCUCUUCCCCUCCCCUUCUCCGUCCCCUUCCCAUUCGCCCCGCUCUCCUCUCUUUCCUCCUCCUCAUUCCUCUCUGUGGGAGCGCACCCCGAUCCCCAAAUCCCCCGCCCGCGAACCCCAAAUCCCCUCCCCCUCCUCAAAAAAACCCUCCCCCUUCCCCCUCCUCUCAAACCCUCGCCCCCGAUCUCCUCCUCCUCCUCCCUCCCCGAUCCCUUCGCCGCCGCCCUCGCCGAGUGCGCCCGCGCCUCCUCCUCCGACGAGAUCGGGAGUCGUCGGCGGCUCCGGCGCCGCCGCCCCCGCCGCGGCGCCGCCGCCGCGAUCGCGGCGCGCCUCGCCGUGCUGGAUCUGCACGGAUCGUGCAAGGCCGCGUGCGCCGUCGCCGAAGCCGCCGCCGCGGCGCGCCCGCGCCGCCUCGUCCGGUCCGGUUCGUUCGCCCACCUAAACCGCCCCGCCGGUCCGGUUCCAGAUGAGUACGUAAGCUACUACUAGAGGUGUUAUGUUAUAUUAUAGUGGUGAUGUUUUCGAAUUUCGAAUAAUAGUCAUAUUUUUAAUUCCGCAAGUAAUUGCUCUGUAAUGUUUUAUUUCGAUUAUUUUCUCCUUAAACUUUUGCAUAUAUUAUUACAUUUUAAAUUUUGCAAUGAAUUUCCACUUCCAAUGUUGUACAAUAACGAGUGUUUAGGGACUAAGCUGCAAAAUUGGGAUUGUAUAGGGAUUAAAUUUAGUUCUUAUUGUUGUAA
Ananas comosus (pineapple) is the source of this 896-nucleotide messenger RNA. Its product is annotated as WAS/WASL-interacting protein family member 3-like. Lineage: Eukaryota; Viridiplantae; Streptophyta; Magnoliopsida; Poales; Bromeliaceae. The transcript has a single exon. The record is from RefSeq and is a predicted model, not a curated record. Bases 1 to 648 code for a protein of 215 amino acids.